CCUUCUACAACUCCGUGUGACACAGUCAGAAGAUGGUUAGUGUCCUCAGAAGUGCUCAGACACCGCGGUUACACUGAAAGAAAGCAGGCGCUCCUCCGUCGCUCGCUGGGGAUGAUAGAUUAUUUCCAGAGAUGUAGCGGCGGCUGCACACCUCCGUUACUUGGAAACCGUCAGAAGUUUUGUGCGGAAAGUUUUUCUCUUCGGAUGGAAGAAGUUUUGAGACAAAGCGGCUGCCACGGGGCGCAUUUCUCCCCUGUUUUGUGAUAAUGGAGGAAGUCAGGCUCUGAGGUGACAUAAUGUCUUGGGGGGAGUUCAUCGAGCUCCGUGACAUGAGGGCAGACAGAGAGACGAUAGAGUUGAUACACGGCUCACAUUUGCCCUGCUCACCUCCACGCCUGGAGAGAGCCAACGCCCUAAGGAUCAGCCCGGGGAAGGUCCCAGACCGGCUGAGCCGGGCGGGCAUCAUCAGAGUCCUGAGCAGCACCCAGGACCCCCAGCUCACUGAGGAGAAAGGAGAGGGACACAACUUCCAGCCCUGCAGCCACGCUCAGCCCACGUGGUGUGACCUGUGUGGAGACUUCAUCUGGGGCCUGUACAAGCAGAGCCUGCGGUGUGUCAAUUGUAGAUUCACGUGCCACCACCGCUGUCGCGAUGGGAUCCGCUUGGACUGCAGCUGGGACCGAGGCUCUGCGGCUGACCACACAUAUGUUGUGGAGCACACCAUAGAAACGGACACAAAUGUGGAUGAACAGAUUGAAUGGGGAAAGCAGGAGUUGACGACUGCAGAUAUUCAGCAGAAGGUGAAGGAAUACAACGCUCAGAUAAACAGCAAUCUGUUCAUGAACACGAACAAAGAUGGUUCCUACACUGGCUUCAUAAAAGUGCAGUUCAAGUUGGCACGACCUGUGUCAGUUCCACCUCCAAAGAAAGGGGGUCAUGCUGCUAGGGGGGGGAGGGCUAGCGGGGUGAAGCGUCGCACCUCUUUCUACCUGCCAAAGGAUACAUCCAAGCACCUGCACAUAAGCUCACGCACUUCUGCUCGUGAGGUCAUCGAGGCUUUGUUGAAAAAGUUUACUGUGGUAGACAAUCCUGGCAAGUUUGCUCUGUUUGAGCGCAGCGAGCGCCAUGAGCAAGUUUAUAUUCGCAAGGUGUCUGAUAACGAGCGCCCCCUCCGUCUGCGUCUGUGUACCGGGCCCAAUGAAAAGGUCCUCAGCUUUGUUCUGAAAGAGAAUGAAACUGGAGAAGUCAAUUGGCAUGCCUUCUCCAUGCCUGAGUUGAAGAACUUCCUGCGCAUUCUGCAGCGUGAAGAGGAGGAGCACGUCAAGCAGAUAGUGCAGCGGUACGCUCUGGCCCGCACUAAGAUGCGGGAUGCUCUGGCUGGAUCGACUCCCGGCUGAGACGACUCUGCGCUCGGGGUUAAACGUGCACCUCUUGGCUGGACACCUUAAGAUGACCAGUCAUCGCUGCAUCCAAAGAUCCCAGAUAAUACAACUCAAAACACCUCUUGGGUGAACGAGAGAGUGAGACAGGGCGCAAGACAAUGAGAGAGAGCUAGCGCGAAUGUGCGUGUGAAAUGAUGCGAGAGAUGAGAAGUGCCUUACACCUGGAGAGUCUGAUGUGCCUGAGAGAAUGAGUUGAGAGAAGUGAAUACUGGCAGAUGAGACUGUGGUUGUAUCCAGUAACGUCUUUUGCUAUUGGGUACCAUCUGAUUAUCCUAUAUACCUCAGCUGUGUCACUUUAACUUUAAAGAAAAUGUCAAUGAUGGUUUUGCCAUUUUUAGGUAUAAAUAAGUAUGUUGAUUAUACAUUUUUAGGUGCCGUACUUAACUCAUGCCCUGUGCUAUAAUUGAGCUGAUAAUCAAACGUCUGGAAGUUACAUUCCUUUUUUUCCUCCAGAAUAUACAAUUGGUAACCUGUCCAAUCAUGACAUUACUGCCAAGUGUAAACUAAAUCUGGUCCUUGAAAACCUACUUUAAAAACCAACGUCCAUUUUGACAUUUUUCGUUUAUCCUGUUAGAAAGUUAAAUACACAUUUGUUGCUGAAAGGUAUUUGGAUUUUCAUUUGACCCAGGCUCAAAAAUCUGCCAGUUCCUCUCGACACCCCUGAUGGGUGCAACUCUUUUUUUUUUUUUUACUGUCAAAUUGCGAGUUUGACUGAUGUAUGGACAUUUGUAUGCAACUAUGAAUGUCAGAGAGAGCAGUGUCACUCUGGUUGACUGGAAUCUUGAAUGAAUAUUGGUAUACAUGUGUUUCACUACUUUUUCAUUCCCUAUAUCUUUGUUUUUUUCUGUCCUUUAUAAGAAAAUGUUUGUCUUCUGUUUUUCAGUUCACUAUCAUUGUAUCCGUUUAUGCACAUAUUUACAUGUAGAAGCAAAAAUUCAAAAUGUCGUGACAAAUGUGCACGGCGUUCAGUAAAACAUUUUUUCCAGUUCAAA
Cottoperca gobio is the source of this 2434-nucleotide messenger RNA. RefSeq names its product ras association domain-containing protein 1-like. NCBI's taxonomy places the organism in Eukaryota, Metazoa, Chordata, Actinopteri, Perciformes, Bovichtidae. Gene Ontology annotation, cellular component: microtubule cytoskeleton; nucleus. The coding region runs from base 297 to 1397 and encodes 366 amino acids. The record is from RefSeq and is a predicted model, not a curated record. The transcript has 7 exons. Gene Ontology annotation, biological process: Ras protein signal transduction.